Messenger RNA from Megalops cyprinoides (Indo-Pacific tarpon), 1931 nucleotides. RefSeq names its product zinc finger protein. The coding region runs from base 414 to 1133 and encodes 239 amino acids. Gene Ontology annotation, molecular function: nucleic acid binding; zinc ion binding. Lineage: Eukaryota; Metazoa; Chordata; Actinopteri; Elopiformes; Megalopidae. The transcript has 8 exons. The record is from RefSeq and is a predicted model, not a curated record.
UUCAAUGGGAUGCGCGAGGAGCGGGAGCUGAGUUGAGGCAUAGACCCUCUCUCGUGGGCGUCGUUUCGCACUCCAGCAAUAGAGAGGGGACCAUUGGUGAUACCUGGAUCAAGUGUAACUGCGCGAAGAGCUGCAUAUCUAAAAAAAAAUAAUAAUAAUAAUAAAAACGUCAGCUGAGCUACGGCUUUCAAAACCCCGCGCGCACGCUUUAAGGAGAGGACCGAAACAAACAAAAAAAAUCUUUCAGCAGCAACAAACCUCAACUUUUUAUGGACGCAUGCAUAUUUUUAAAACUAAAGCAACGGAUUGAUUUUGGAUUGGGAAACAGGCUUUGUGAAGAGGCAACACAUUAGUACGGAGCGUUUGCGGCCUGUCGGAGGCAGGAUCAGGAGCGUGCGGAGUCACAGAUAGCGAUGAAGUCGGCAGGCAUCGGCGACGGAGGGCUCUUCACAGAGAGCUACUGCAACAUCUGCAACGCCCAGCUCAUCUCCGAGUCACAGCGAGUCGCACACUAUGAGAGCAAGAAACACGCCAAUAAAGUGCGCCUCUUCUACAUGCUGCAUCCCGAGGACGGGGGCCCCCCCUCCAAGAGACUGAGGCCCGACAAUCCGGACAGUGAUGAGACCGAGGUGGACCGGAACAAGUGCUGCACGCUCUGCAACAUGUUCUUCACCUCCGCCAUCGUGGCCCAGUCGCACUACCAGGGAAAGACUCACGCCAAGAGGGUGCGCCUGGUCCUGGGAGGCCCGCCCAGCACGCCCACACCCUCAGAUUCCGCCCCGGGCAUACCCCAGCCCAAUGACCUGCCCCCGCCCCCGCCUCCUCCGCCGCCCCCCCUGUGGCCCCUGGCCAAUAACGGCGAGGCGGGGAAGUACUGCUGCCUGUGCGGCGCCUGGUUCAACAACCCCCUGAUGGCACAGCAGCACUACGAGGGCAAGAAGCACAAGAGGAACGCAGCGCGGGCGCGACUGCUGGAGCAGCUGGCGGGGAGCCUGGACGCCACCGAGGGCACAGGUCUGCGCAGCAGUUACUCCUGCAGCGUGUGCAACGUGAUUCUCAACUCAAUCGAGCAGUACCACGCACACCUCCAGGGCUCCAAGCACCAAAACAACCUGAAGCAGCACCAGCAGUAGGGUCCGAGCGGCCCCUGAACAGACACCCAGUGGCGGCAGGGACCUCCAGCGAUAUCCAGAGGGACGCAAAGGGUUUCGCUGUGCGCUCUUGGACACAUCCCCCUGGUGUCUCGGGGCUCCUCCCAGUAUUUCAGCAUCUGUUCUGACGACCACAAGCAGGAGCUUGCAGCCACCGCAACCUCCCUUGAGCGUCACGGAGCUGCUGGACAUCACGGUCCCCUCCUGCGACCGCAAACCUUAAUUGAUGUCAUUUGUGUUACCAAAAAAAAAAAUGAGAAAAAACUGCAAAUAAAACAAUGUUGACAAUAAUAAUGAUAGUCAUAGUGAAACAUAGAUGAUGCAGGCGAUGCUGUUUUCGUGAGUAUUUUUAACAGGUUCUCUCAGUCUCUGUGCUGCAGCGGCGCGGCGUGCGGCAACUCUGUCCAACGGUCAGAAACCAGACUGGACUGCUUGGCUCGGGUCCAACCAGGGAGAGCAUGAGCAGCAGCACAGGAAAGCCUGAACUCUGUAACAUCUUUGUUGUGUUACGGCCCUCAGAAUGCUGUUGCACAAGACCUAUCAGCUCGGACACAGCAGCGGCUUUCGUGGUCUGCCUUCGACUCGUGUUUUCUUGACCCGUUUAACCUCUUCACCUCCCUCCCCUCCCAAGAAUGAAACAAACCUCACCCAAGGACUAAUCAGAGACAAAAGGCUCUGUCACAGCAGCUGCUAGCUUUUCCCAGUCUACCAACCGCAGCUUGUAAUCACAAGCUGUUUGUGCAAUUCCGCUGAUUGCUAUUAAGACGUUGGGAAUCGGUC